Messenger RNA from Lonchura striata (white-rumped munia), 926 nucleotides. The record is from RefSeq and is a predicted model, not a curated record. NCBI's taxonomy places the organism in Eukaryota, Metazoa, Chordata, Aves, Passeriformes, Estrildidae.
CGCUCCCGGCCCCGGCCGGCCCAGCCCCUUCCCUGCGGGGGCUGCACCGGAGCAUGGAGCCGCAGAAAUCCCGGGAGAAACCCCAGGAGAAACUCCAGGAGCAGCCCCAGAAACCCCGAGAGAAACCCCAGGGGAAACCCCGGGAGAAACCCCAGGAGAAACUCCAGAAACCCCGAGAGAAACCCCAGGGGAAACCCCGGGAGAAUCCCCAGGAGAAACUCCAGAAGCAGCCCCAGAAGCUCCAGGAGAAAUCCCAGGAGAAGCCCCAGGAGAAACCCCAGGAGAAGCUCUGGGAGCAGCCCCGGGAGCAGCCCCGGGAGCGGCGGGCGUCGCGGCCGGGCCGGAGCCGGGUGCCGGGCCGGGACCACCGCCGGUACUACCACGAGCGCUGGCGCGCCGAGUACCUGAUGGAGUUCAACGCGGCGCGGCGCGGCAUGCGCUGCCUGGUGUGCGGCAGCGCCCUGGCCACGCUCAAGCUCAGCACCAUCAAGCGCCACAUCCGCCAGAAGCACCCCUACUCCGGAGCCUGGGGGCCCCGCGAGAAGCAGCUGGUGCUGCGCUCCUGGGACGCCCACCCGGGACGGACCCCCCGGCCCGAGGGACCCCCCGGCGGCGCCCACGGGACAGGGCCCUGUCCCCCGCUGUCCCCGCUGCGGCGCUGGCUGCGGGCCGAGCUGCGCCUGGACCUGGAGGCCGGGGGGCUGCGGCUGCGCUGCCUCCUGUGCGCCCGCGCCCUGCCCUCGCUGCACCUCGGGGACAUCCGGCGGCACGCGCUGGCCGCGCACCCCGGCAGCCUGCGGGGACACCGGGGACACGGCGGGGACGGGGACGGUACCGCCCUGCCAGCCCCCGGUCCUGCCGAGGAGGAGGAGGAGGAGGAAGAGGCCGCAGGGGGGGAGGGGGCCACAGGAGCCCCCCCCGCCUGA